Molecule: messenger RNA, 2418 nt
Organism: Hemibagrus wyckioides
Lineage: Eukaryota; Metazoa; Chordata; Actinopteri; Siluriformes; Bagridae
Gene: kics2
Product: KICSTOR subunit 2
Exons: 4
Coding region: 48-1484 (478 amino acids)
Biological process (GO): cellular response to amino acid starvation; protein localization to lysosome; negative regulation of TORC1 signaling
Cellular component (GO): KICSTOR complex
Source: RefSeq, a predicted model, not a curated record
GGCGUGCGCGGCUGCUUUAAAUAUUAAGUAAUUUAAGCGUAAAUAUAAUGGUAGGUGGAAUUGUUUUCGCCCUGGCUGUGUUUGAGAGAGAUGCUGCGUGGUGUAAAUUUAAUCCUGAAUCUUCAGUCAUCAUGGCUGAGGCUUUGCGGGAGGACGAGCUGCGGCCGGUGCCCAGAGAGAGAGCCGUGCUGGAGAGCUUCUUCACGCAGCUCGGCAUGUUCUGGUUCGAUCGAGCUAAAGACUACGUGGAGAAGGAGAAGGAGCAGAGCAGCAGGAGCGCCGCGGCCAUCUGGAGCUCUCUGCACGCUGCUCUGGCGCACCUGGCGGCCGCGGAGAAAGCCUAUCACAACAUGACCUUCCUCGGGCAAAAACUAGGUGGUCAGUCAUUCUUCAGCAGGAAGGAUUCCAUCAGGACCAUUUACACGUCCCUGCAGAACGAGCUGAAGAAGGUGGUCUCCAUGGGCCGUCCUGCUCAGAGCGGCUCCACGCCCUACCUGGAGGAGCUGCUGUCGCAUUUAUCCGAGCAGCUGUGCCACUUCACUCAGGCUCGGAUGGAGCUCGCGGACCUCUACGAGAAGAUGCACUGCCUCGGGAGCCAGAAAACGGUCAACUCUGAGGAGCUGGUGAGCACGCUGGAGAGCAUCCUGCACAAAUACAGCUCCAGAUUCCAUCAUCCCAUCCUCAGUCGUCUGGAGAGCGGCUUCCAGGUGGAGGUGGACGUUCUGGCGCAGCUUCUGCGCUGCCAGGCUCAGAUCUCAGAGUGGCACUUCUUGCCCUCGCUGCUCAACCUGCAUGGCGCUCACGCUAAACUGCAGGCGUGGGCUCACGUGUUCGAGCGCCAGCGUGAGACCCGCAAGCACCUGUUCGGAGGUCAAUCCCAGAAGGCAGUGCAGCCUCCGCACUUGUAUUCCUGGUUGCAGAGGCUGCAAGCGGCGCUUUUGGCCAAGUUCAGCUUUUAUUUCCACGAGGCGCUGAGUCGGCAAGCCCCGCCCUCGGAGAUGAAGGCGCUGACGGCUCGCACUUCGUUCGAUUACUUCGGAAAGAUCUCAGCCUUCGUGCGCAAACAUGACGCCACCAACGUUUCAUUAGUGUUCGACAACCGAGGCAUGGAGAGCUUCCAAGGUCACGGCUACCACCACCCACACUCGUACCGAGAGGCUCCCAAAGGCGUGGACCAGUUCCCUGCUGUGGUGUCCGUACCGGGGGGCGAGCGGCCGUUAAACCACUGGCCCAACGUCAUCAUGAUCAUGAGCGACCGCGCCAACGAGCUCAACACUCUCGACAAGGUUACAUACUUUUACGACGACAAGGUCCAGAGCACGUACUUCAUGACCAGACCCGAGCCUCACUUCACGCUCGUGGUGAUUUUCGACGGCAAGAAGGCGGAGAAGGACUCGCACAUCGUGGGCUUUCUGCAGGAGAUUUCUAGCUCUCUGAGGAACUCCAAACCCUUCAGCACACUCAAACCAGGCUCCAAAGGCUAAACAUAAUCACAUAAUCAUGUUCCUGAUAUAAACCUUGGCUUUAAGUUCAUUUAGAAGAACAUCUGAUUAUCCAGUUUCUGUUCGAGUCGUCAUGCUGCUGAAACUUUUAAUAUAAAACCUUUUAUCUUAAUCUGGAAGAAACACCAGAGGUCCAGUAACCAGCUGUUUUCUUUGAUUGAUUUGUUUUUGUGAACUAUUGUGGACCAAUAAGACCAGGAAUAUUAUUUUUUAAGCAUCUCUUUUAAUAAUUUUCACUCUGCUGCUAUGAAACCAGUUACAAUUCUUCUUUUAAUAUUAAACGCAUAACCUUUUAACAGCUGAUCAUUUGAUUUUAUAAUUCCCUUUUUUUUGUACUGUAAUUAUUUACCAAAAUAAAGUUUAGAUCAUUUAAAGAGUUUCCAACAUGGAGGUAAUGAACAGAGUUAUUGUGGGAGAUAAACUGGAAACAAAUAAAUAUGUAAUAGCUUUAAAGGUGUUAGUGAUGUUUAAGUCCAAAUGCUUUGGUGAUCUUCUCUUCACAUUCCUGCUGUUGCACAAUAAAAGAUUUGUUCAGAAGAGAAACCCCAGUCUCUGGACGAUCAGGGGGCGGGGCUAUAACGUUUUUGACCAACAUUUAACCAAUCAGCACAAAGAAGUGUUAUUUCAGAUCAGAAAGUUGUCCAAAAGACACAAAAACAACGUUAUUGCUUUAAAGUUUGAGCUUCAAGGCAUCCAGCUCAUUUCUACCAAAUUGCUGACUGCACCUUAAUGUGAAUUAUUCAGUCUUAUGAAUAAUCAUCCAUUUAUGUUUGCAUUGUUUUCUGCAUUUGUUAUUCUGGAUUUUUGGCUUUAAAUGAAAUGAAGUGAAUUAACGUGAAGAACAUGUUACAUUCUUUUACCUCUCAUCUGUAUGCAUCAUCACUUAAUCUGUGAAUAAACUGGAAUAUUAAACAUC